CAUGGGAGUGUAUUUUAUCUUUCAGGUGCUCUCUCCUAUGCUGAGCUUGGAACAUUAAUCACCAAGUCAGGAGCAGAAUAUGCUUACUUACAUGAAGCCUUUGGACCCUUCCAUAAGACCCUGGGCGCCAUUCCUGCUUUCCUCUUUGCCUGGACAUCAGUCCUCAUUCUAAAGCCUGCACUGUUUGGGGUGGUCUCUAUGAGUUUUGCUCUCUACACCACGGAACCAUUCUUUGAGUGUGGGCCACCAGAUGUUCUCGUUAAAAUCGUCGCCAUCGUGUGUCUGUUUUUUGUAUCAGCCGUCAAUUGCUAUAGUGUAAAGUUGGCAACAAAAGUUCAGAAUGUUUUCACGGUGGCCAAGUUGCUUGCUAUAGCUGUCAUCACUAUAGGAGGAUUUGUUUACAUGGGGAAAGGUGAAGUAGAAGAAAUUAACACUGGCUUUGAAGAUACUGUUCAGUCACCUUCUCUGAUAGCUCUAGCAUUCUAUGAUGGACUAUGGGCUUAUGAUGGCUGGAACAAUUUGAAUUACAUCACUGAAGAAAUAAGAAAUCCCACAAGGAACCUGCCCUUGGCCAUUAUGAUUGGGAUUCCUCUGGUGACUUUAUGCUACCUCCUGACUAACCUCUCCUAUUAUACUGUAAUGACUCGGGCAGAACUACUCCGCUCUACCGCUGUGGCUGCUACCUGGGGGGAUAGAGUUCUGGGUGGUGCUGCAGUACUUAUACCUAUAUUUGUGGCUAUGUCCACGUUUGGUGCUGCCAAUGGCUCCUGCUUUACGGGUGGAAGACUGACAUUUGUAGCUGCCAGGGAGGGCCAUCUACCAAAGGUCUUGUCCUAUGUCCAUAUAAAGAAGUUCACUCCCUUACCAUCCCUCAUGAUUUCUACUUUCCUGGCAGCUGUAAUGGUGCUGAUGGGAGACAUCUUUGCCCUUAUUGAUUUCUUCAGCUUCACAGCCUGGUUGUUUUAUGGUAGUACGAUGGCAGCAUUACUGGUACUGAGGUACACCAGGAGGGAUGCCAAAAGACCUUAUAAGGUGCCUAUCAUUUUGCCAAUCACAGUUCUCUGUGUGUCUAUAUAUCUUGUGAUAGCCCCCAUUGUCAAUGACCCCAGAAUCGAGUUCCUGUAUGCAUUCAUCUUCGUCAUUAGUGGUUUGAUCUUCUAUGUUCCGUUUGUGGUGAUGAAGAAGUCACUUCCUUACACAGAUACUGUGACCAAAUUCAUUCAGCUUAUCUUGUGGUGUGCCCCUAGCCGAUAUGAAUCUGAGCUUGUUGGAGAUUAAUGGACAUAAUAAAUGCAUAUAGUUACCAUUUAACAAAAUUCAAACUGUGAUAUUGUAUUAAUAUAAGACAUUUUUAUUAAUUUCAUGUAAAAUUUGU
Molecule: messenger RNA, 1375 nt
Organism: Saccostrea cuccullata (small rock oyster)
Lineage: Eukaryota; Metazoa; Mollusca; Bivalvia; Ostreida; Ostreidae
Product: b(0,+)-type amino acid transporter 1-like
Exons: 10
Biological process (GO): amino acid transmembrane transport
Cellular component (GO): membrane
Molecular function (GO): L-amino acid transmembrane transporter activity
Source: RefSeq, a predicted model, not a curated record